AAUCUGCUGGUGGAAGUAGGACGCGAAAGGUUCUAGAGUCCCUACCGUCAUGGCGGCGGCUGUCCCCAAGGCUGGGGCUUCAGCUCCCGAAGCGGCGGGUUCCGCCGAAGCUCCGCUGCAGUACAGCCUUCUUCUGCAGUACCUGGUUGGUGACAAGCGUCAGCCCCGGCUCCUGGAGCCUGGCAGCUUGGGCGGGAUCCCGAGUCCCUCCAAGAGCGAGGAGCAGAAGAUGAUCGAGAGGGCGAUGGAAAGUUGCGCCUUCAAGGCUGUGCUAGCCUGCGUGGGAGGAUUUGUCUUGGGAGGUGCAUUUGGGGUCUUUACAGCCGGCAUUGAUACUAAUGUAGGCUUUGACCCUAAGGACCCUUACCGGACACCAACCGCAAAAGAAGUUCUGAAAGACAUGGGACAAAGAGGAAUGUCGUACGCCAAAAAUUUUGCCAUCGUGGGCGCCAUGUUCUCGUGUACUGAGUGUCUGGUAGAAUCUUACCGGGGAAAGUCAGACUGGAAGAACAGUGUCAUCAGCGGCUGCAUCACCGGCGGAGCCAUUGGUUUCAGAGCUGGUGUGAAGGCCGGGGCCAUAGGUUGCGGAGGUUUUGCUGCUUUCUCUGCUGCAAUUGAUUACUACCUACGGUGAAAGAAAUAGCCUGAAAGGAAGGAGGAUGCCAGCCACCUUCAGGGCUCUUCUUUGGAGCAGUUUCUACAUGCUUGGCAUUGCUUCAGGGGCAAAGCCAGUUGUUUCCUCUACUGUUGGUGGUGUGAGAACCACCUCACUGUCCUCUGCUUGCAGCCACUGGAGCAGCCGUACUUUUCUACCUGUGAACUCCAACCGGGUUUUCAGCGCAGACGGUAAAAAGAUCAGGAGGCAGCGUGUUGACUGUUAAGAAUUGAGCUCGAGGAGCUGGAGAGAUGGCUCAGAGGUUAAGAGCAUUGCCUGCUCUUCUAAAGGUCCUGAGUUCAAUUCCCAGCAACCACAUGGUAGCUCACAACCAUCUGUAAAGGUCUGGUGCCCUCUUCUGGUCUGCAAGCAUACACACAGAAUAUUGUAUAAUAUUGUAUAAUUAAUUAAUUAAUUUAAAAAAAAAGAAUUGAGUUCGACCCAGGCUCAGUCCUGACCUCACUCAGCUCGUUGUGAACAGGGAGGUGGCAGUAUGUUUGUCCAUAGCUAGGAAGCUCUUCUUCCUUGAGACUGUGUAAGCAUUCGUCUUGAGUACCAGGGCAGGGCAAAGUAAACUUACACCAUCCAGGCAAGUAUAGCAUUUCAGUUAGUGUCUUUGCUGUCCUUGUUAAAACUAAGUAUAUGUGGGCUGGAGAGGUGGCUCAGUGGUUAACAGCACUAGCUGCUCUUCCAGAGGUCCCAGGUUUGGUUCACAUUGUGGCUCACAACAAUCUGUAACUCUAAUCCCAGGGGUCCAAGGCCCUCUGAGGACACCAGGCACCACUGCUCAUACAUGUAGGCAAAAUUCCCAUUUCUUUUGUUUUCUUUUUUAAAGAGCAUAUAUACUGUUACAAAGAGUUUAUUUUUUUAGCUUUCGUAUCUCCCACAGAUGUGGAGACUGGAAAACAGGGCUUGUGGAAACUGCACCCUUGUCACCAGCCACUCUGUCAGCUAGGCCUCUCCCCCAGGAGCAGUCUAGCCAUGUUCUCAGGUGACUGCAAGACGCUGGUAACUCUUCUGCCUCUGUAGAGAACCCCAUUGGGCUGGCUGGUGGUCAUGCAUGCAGCUUGCUGAACCAGUGGCUUCAGACCCCAGCCCAGGUUAAAGAUGCGUGUUUGCUGUGGUUAUCCUGCCAGCUCAGUCAUUCAGUAACUACCGGCCCAAGUCAAAUGUUGAAGGCCUGCGCACACCGCCCUUGUUCUGUGCCAAUAGACUAUGUUACUGUAGUUGUGUGCGUUGAGGACGGAAUUAAUGGACUCAGUCCCGCCCUCCGGUCAGCUGUGUAUGAGGCUCAGGAAAGACCUGUAAUGACUGCCUUCAGCCAGCAAUCAAUCUUUUCCCUGCUGUAUACUAAGAACCCUUCCACGUUUUCUUUGCUUGCGUCCUCAUCUCUACGCACCCUUAAGCAGAAUUCAGAGUCCACUUCACCAUUAGUCAUUUGAGUGUGUACCAGUGAGUGAUGGCAUCAAAUCCAGAGCAUUGCCUUUAUGCUAUUCCCUUGGAAUGGGUGUGAGCUAGUGCACAGGGCUCAUGUUCUUCUCUGCUGCAUCCUUUUCAUUCCUCCUCUGCUGAGGAAAAAACCCAAGGCUUGGGUAGUGCACGCCUUUAAUCCCAGUACUUGGGAGACAGGCUGGCGAAAAUCUCCUUGAUUUUUGAGGCCAGCCUGGGUCUACAGAGAGAAUUCCAGGACAGCCAGAGCUACUGUCUCACUCAAAAAACGAAAAAUUUUAACCCAAGGCCUCAAACAUGCUAGGCGAGUACUCUAUUGGUGACUCUCUCCCCACCUAUAGCCCCCAGUGAAUUCUGUAUGAUGCCUGCCUUGUUUUCAUAAGCAUGAGGCUUCAUCACUGAGACAGGCUGAAGCACAGGAGUGUUUCCUACACCGUUCAUAAAUUCUUCAUCUAGGAACACCUUGAAGCAAAGAUGGUUUCUAGCUGGCACCUGUCAAAGUGUUCAGGUACCUGAGUCUUUGACCAGCUGGUCUUCCACAUGAGCCUCAGUACAAGAAAUGUUGCCAUCACAACUGUCUUGGCAAAGAGGAGCCUCAGGGCUGUCAGUAGACAUCAGCUGAACAAGCCAGGCCUUGUCCACGUGGACUAUUCAAUCAAGGGGAGAUGAAUAGCUUCCUGUUUUAGAUGGCUGGGGGGUGGGGGUCAGUAUGAGCUCAUAAACUAAACAGCAAUUUGCAGACACAUCUGUUCCUCAUCUCCAAAAUAAACAGUGUCCAAUGGC
Messenger RNA from Arvicola amphibius (Eurasian water vole), 2887 nucleotides. It is a transcript of the gene Timm22, whose product is annotated as translocase of inner mitochondrial membrane 22. Gene Ontology annotation, cellular component: TIM22 mitochondrial import inner membrane insertion complex. Bases 50 to 634 code for a protein of 194 amino acids. Lineage: Eukaryota; Metazoa; Chordata; Mammalia; Rodentia; Cricetidae. The record is from RefSeq and is a predicted model, not a curated record. Gene Ontology annotation, biological process: protein insertion into mitochondrial inner membrane. The transcript is spliced from 4 exons. Gene Ontology annotation, molecular function: transmembrane protein transporter activity.